Molecule: messenger RNA, 8053 nt
Organism: Paramisgurnus dabryanus
Lineage: Eukaryota; Metazoa; Chordata; Actinopteri; Cypriniformes; Cobitidae
Biological process (GO): regulation of transcription by RNA polymerase II
Cellular component (GO): nucleus
Molecular function (GO): DNA-binding transcription factor activity, RNA polymerase II-specific; sequence-specific DNA binding
Source: RefSeq, a predicted model, not a curated record
GUUUCUGUAGAUGCUGAAGAAACAAUCUUAAAUGACACAAUCUUCAGUGAAGUCACUAUCACACCAGUUCAUCUAUAAAUACUGUGAAGAAGUCAAACAAGCAGCUGCUGUCACAACACAUUCAACUACUCUACUAUUCUGAUCCACUGUUGUAAUGAUGGAGUGUGUUAAAGAGGAGACUGAUCCUGAAUCAUUCAUAAUAACACCACAACAUACUCAACUACAAAGCGUUUUGUGUUUUGAUUUAAAAUGGUCCGAUGAAGAGUCCAAGUCGCAUGUAUUAAGUCCAGACCUCAUGGAAAUAAAGGAGGAAGAAGAAGAACACGAUGAAGUGAAGGAGGAGCAUCAACACCACAGUUUCAUAACUGAAGAAAAUUCAUUCAGCUCCUCACAAACUGAUGAGAAUUUACCUAAAGCAACAGCUAAAGCCAAAAGGUCUCUUGCUUGCCAUUUUUGUAACAAGACUUACUCUCAAAAAGGGCACCUAACGUAUCACUUAAGGAUUCACACUGGUGAGAGGCCUUAUGCAUGCUCCCAGUGUAAGAAGACUUUCCAAACAAAAUCGAAUCUAGACCGUCACGUACAAGUUCACACUGGAGAGAAACCUUUCACGUGCCCUCAGUGUGAUAAAACUUUCAAAUCAAAAUCAAAUCUAAGGAGUCACAUACGAAUUCAUACAGGUGAGAAGCCUUACUCAUGCCAUCUGUGUGACAAAAGUUACACACUAGCACAAAGUCUCAAACUUCAUCUGCAGUUACAUUCGAAUGAAAGGCCGUUUAGCUGCGAUAAGUGCGGCCAUACGUGUCCUUCAGCAAAACACUUAAAGAAACACCAGUUGACUCAUACAGGUGAGAAGCCGUAUUUGUGUUCUGUUUGUGGGAAGAAUUUUCGAUAUCUUGAAAAUAUUAGAGCGCACCAGAAAAGGCACGUAAGUGUGUAAAAGACCAUGUGUGCUCUGUGUGUGAUAAAGCCUUUCUGACAACCAAAGACCUGGAGCAACAUCAGAAGAUCCAUACUGAAGAAAACCCCUAAAAGUGUUCACAUUGUGAAAAGAGUUUUAUUGAGUCUGUGACGCUGAUAAAACACAAGUGACUGUAUACUGGAGAGAAGCUGCACCGCUGUCAUUCAUGUUGAAGAAGUUUCAGACGAUCAUACAGCUGCAGACUCAUAGAGAAAUGCGCUGUCUGUAAAAAGUGAACACAGAUCAACUUCAGUCUUUAGGUCCAAGCACAUGAUGUAAAAUGAAGAUAAACCUUUUGAUUAAAUUACUCCAAAAUAUAUACAUUUUGUUGAAAUUUGAUAGCUCAACAUAUAGCUGCCCUGGAGUACUUGACUAGAUUAGGAUACCUUUCCAGUUAACUUUAUCUAUAGACAUGCGUGCCCUGGCUCUUAUAAGUUAUUUGUAUUUAUACCACGGGUCUGUUUAAUGCUGUAUUCUGAUUGGCUGAGAAAUGUUCCGUGGGUAUGCAUUAAUUUCUGAUUACCGCAUACCUAAUUUGUCAAAUGUCUUAAAAAAAGGCACCAGAGAAAUGUUUGUGGUAACCGUGGUAUAAGAGGAAUAAUUGACUCCGGUCCUUUGAAUUAUUUGAAAAUAAUGCACACCCGCGGUGUAACGGCGCUUGCUUCGUGCCGCAUUGCACCAUGGGUGUACAUUAUUUUCUUAAAAUGGCCCAUCGUCAAUUAUUCCUUACAUAAAUCAGCCUUCAUUAGUUGUCAUGUUUGUUUUAAAGUCCAUCCAGUAAACAAUCAGAAAGGAAAGAUGUGAUGUUUUAUGAUAUACUUUAUUUCAUUAUCUUUUUGUGAUGUAGUUUUCAUAAAGUGUAGUUUAUUUACUUUGUUAUGUAAAUUUAAUCAUAAUUAAGAUGCAGUGUUAUUCAUUGGUAGAGUAUAUAUUGUAAUCGUUUGACAAAUGUGUGAUAUUUAAACUUGAAUAUAUUUAUUUUACCCAUACAUUCAUGAUUUUAAUAUUUUCUUUGGUGUAGAAGAUAAUUUUCUUUUCAUUUCACGAAUAUUGAACAUAGAUUGAAUAAAGGGACUUUUAUUUUGCAUACUAUAACGCACAAGAGAAUGUAAAACACAUUACUGUCUAUGAUAGACGCUAGAAAGUUGUUGGGAAAUCAAUUCGGACAACAAUAUAUGACAAACAUUUAUUGAGAAAAACAUCUUAAAAAGUCUUGAUUAUGUAAAUAUUUACCUAAAAACUACUGCGUUAAUUGAUACAUUAUAAUAGGUUAAGUUAACGCGUUAUCAUCUGCUCACCCUCCAGUCUAGUAGGUGGCGAUAAUGAGCUAUUAAACUGAUUUGCCAACCGCCAGAAAAAAAACUGAAGAAGAGGAAGUGACGUCAUAAGAGUUGCGCUGCAGCUCGUCUGUCUGUUAAAAGAAGAUUAAGGCGUUUGUGUGAGAUUACAGUAUUGUAAAAUACUGAGAGCUGUUUUACUAGAGCCAACUAGUGAGGAGCAAAGACUAAGAUUUACUUCACUUUCAAGCCAUUCAGAUGUGAAGGCAAGUUUGAAGAUAUGGAGAAUCAGUGGUUAAAUCUACUUUUUACGAAGGGAUUUACUAAACGUUUGGCAAUGAAAGAUGGUUCAUUACCCACUUUAUUUGGAACAACAUGCGUCUCCUAACCACAACCUGUCUAAUGGGGAUGAAAUAGCUAGGUCAAGAACAAAGUAAAAUGGAGUAUGACCAUCAGUACCACAAACGUCAAGAAAAUUGCUUACAGACUGAUGAGGAUUCAUCUCAAGAAAGAGCAGAAGACAAAAUAUCUUUUGCAUGCCAUCUUUAUGGUCUAAUGGCAAUGAAAGUGGAUGGCCAACAACAAAAUAAGAUGGAUGAUGAACAUCAGCACCACAAUUUCAUAAAUCAAGAAAAGUGCUCACAGACUGAUGAGGAUUCAUCUCAAGAAAGAACAGAAGCCAAAAUCUCUUUAGCAUGUCAUCUUAAUGGUGAGACUCUUUCACAAAAAGGACAUUUAAAUGUUGACAUAAAGACUCCCACAGGAGGAAUGCAAAACUCCUAUCCUCAAUGUCAAAAGACUUCUAUGAGUAAAAGCCACCCUGAGGAUCAUUUAUUAAAUCACACUGGUGAGAGGACCUUCGUGUGCCCUCAGUGUGAAAAGACUUACAAAUUAAAAGGAGAUCUUCAGAGACAUUUAAUAAUUCACAGAGAAAAGGGGCCCUUCGCUUGCCCAAAAUGUCGAAAGAUCUACAGACUAAAAAAGCACCUUGAGAUACAUUUAUUAAGUCACACUGGUGAAAGACCCUUUGCGUGCCCUCAGUGUGAUAAGUGUUUUGAACGACAAAGAAAUCUUACUGUCCACUUAAAGACUCACACUGGAGAAAACCCUGUCACCUGCCCUCAGUGUGGUAAGUGUUUUAAUCUACAAAGAAGACUUACUGAUCAUGUAAAGAUUCACUCUACUGAAAGGCCACACGCCUGUCCUCAUUGUGAAAAGACUUUCAGACAAAAAAGGAACCUUAGGGAUCAUUUAGUGAUUCACACCGGUGAGAAGACCUUCAUCUGCCCUCAGUGUCAAAAGGGUUUUUUACGAAGUAGUAGUCUUAAUGUUCACUUACAGACUCACACUGGAGAACGACCUUUCACAUGCCCUCAGUGUGAUAAGUCUUUUCUACGAAAAAGACAUUUUAAUCUUCACAUAAGGACUCAUUCUAGAGAAAGGCCAUACGCUUGUCCUCAUUGUGAAAAGACCUACAGACAUACUGCGCACCUUAAGGAUCAUUUAGUUACUCACACUGGUGAAUGGCCCUUCAUCUGCCCUCAGUGUGAUAAGCGUUUUCAACUAAAAAGUAGACUUCAUUUUCACUUAAAGACUCACACUGGAGAAAGACCUUUCGCAUGCUCUCAAUGUGAAAAAGUUUUUUUACACAAAAGUAGUCUUAAUGUUCACCUAAAGACGCACACUGGAGAAGAGACAAACACAUGUGAAACGUCCCUGAAAGAACAUAAAAUAAGUCACACUGACCACAAGCCUUUCUCUUGCCCUCAGUGUGGAAAACGUUUUACACAAAAGAGAACCCUUAAUAUUCACAUGAGGAGUCACAGUGGUGAUGGGCUUUACACCUGUCCUCAAUGUGGAAAGAGUUCCACAACAAAAACGAAUUUAGACAGUCACAUACGCAUUCACACUGGAGAGAAACCUUUCAGGUGCCCUCAGUGUGACAAGAGUUUUACAAAUCAAGGAGCUCUUAAGAAUCACAUACGAAUUCAUACAGGUGAGAAGCCUUACUCGUGCCAUCUGUGUGAUAAGAGCUUUAUACAAAAAGAAAAUCUUAAGCGUCACAUAAGGGUUCAUACAGGUGAGAAGCCUUUCCCAUGCCAUCUAUGUGAUAAGCGUUACACAAAAGCACGAAGUCUCAAAAAGCAUCUGCUGUCUGGCCAUUCUGUAGAAAACCCAUAAAAGUGUUCACAUUGUGCAAAGAGUUUUAUUGAGUCUGUAACGCUGAUCAAACACAAGUGACUGUAUACUGGAGAGAAGCUGCACCGCUGUCAUUCAUGUUGAAGAAGUUUUAGACGAUCACACAGCUGCAGACUCACAGAGAAAAGCACAAAGUCUUUAAAGAGUCAACUUCAGUCUUCAGGUCCAAGCACAUGAUGGCAAAUAUAUAUAUACAGUUUGCCCGAAGGAGUUAACUAGAUUAAGAUAUUCCUUUUGUUAGUUUUAUCUAUAUGUGUGUACUCUGGCUCUUAUGAGUUAUUUGUUCAAAAAUCAGUCUGCAUUAGUUGUCACGUUUUUUUUUUUUUUACAGAGCAUGCAACAAACAAUGAAAAUAAAGAUUUGAUGUUUUGCAAUAUUUUGAGAUGUACUUUAUUUCACAAUCUUUUUGUGAUAUAGUUUUCAUAAAGUGUAAUUUAUUUAUUUUGUUAUGUAAACUUUAAUCGUAAUUAAGAUGCACUGUUAUUCAUUGGCAGAGUCUAUAAUGUAAUCGUUUGAGAAGUGUGGUAUAUUUAACCUUAAAUAUAUUUAUUUUAAUCCAUACAUUCAUGAUUUGUAUAUUUUCUUUGGUGUAGAAGAUCAUAGUUCAAUAAUUUACGCAUUUAACGAAUUUUGAACAUAGAUUAAAUAAAGGGACUUUAAUUUUGCCUCUUGGAGCCUGUCGUUCAGUGACGUCAUAAUAGUUGCGCUCGCUACAGCUCGUCUGUCGUUUGAGGGAAGAUUGAGGCGUUUGUGUGAGGUCUAAUGGAAAUGAAAGAGGAAGGUCAAGAACAAAAUGAAAUGAAAGAUGAACAUCAGCACCAAAAUUUUACAAGUCAAGAAAAUCGCUUACAGACUGAUGAGGAUUCAUCUCAGGGAAGAGCAGAAGCCCAAAUUUUUGCAUGUCAUCUUUAUGGUGAGACAUUUUUACAGAAAGGACAUUCAAAUCUUGACAUUAACACAUUAGAAAUGCAAAACACCUAUCCUCAAUGUGAAAAGACUUUCACAAGUAAAAGCCACCCUGAGGAUCAUUUAGUAAAUCACACUGGUGAGAGGACCUUUGCGUGCCCUACGUGUGAAAAGACUUACCAAUCUAAAGGGGAUCUUAAGAAACAUUUAAUAAUUCACACAGAUGAGGGGCCCUUCACUUGCCCAAAAUGUAGAAAGAUCUACAGACAAAAAAGGAACCUUGAUAAACAUUUAUUAAGUCACACUGGUGAAAGGACCUUUGCAUGCCCUCAGUGUGAUAAGUGUUUUGAACGAAAAAGAAAUCUUAAUGCCCACAUAAAGGCCCACACUGGAGGAAACCCUGUCACAUGCCCUCAGUGUAAUAAGUGUUUUAAUCGACAAAAAAAUCUUAAUAUUCACAUGAAGACUCACACUACUGAAAGGCCACACGCCUGUCCUCAUUGUGAAAAGACUUUCAGGCAAAAAGGGAACCUUAGGGAUCAUUUAGUGAUUCACACCGGUGAGAAGACCUUCACCUGCCCUCAGUGUCAUAAGGGUUUUUUACGAAAUAGUUGUCUUUAUGUUCACUUAAAGGCUCACACUGGAGAAAGACCCUUCCGAUGCCCACAGUGUGAUAAGGGUUUUUUAAUAAAAGGUGCUCUUAAUGUUCACUUAAAGACACACAGUGGAGAAAGACCCUUCACGUGUCCUCACUGUGAAAAGACUUACAGAAAUACUGGGGACCUUAAGGAUCAUUUAGUGAGUCACACUGGUGAGAAGCCCUUCGUCUGUCCUCAGUGUGAUAAGGGUUUUUCACGAAAAGGUGCACUUAAGGUUCACUUGAAAAGUCACACUGGAGAAAGACCCUUCACCUGUCCUCACUGUGAAAAGAGUUUUACACGAAAAAGUAGUCUUGAUUUUCACUUAAAGACUCACACUGGAGAAAAGACAAACACAUGUGAAACGUCCCUGAAAGAACAUAAAAGAAGUCACACUGACCCUAAGCCUUUCUCUUGCUCUCAAUGUGAAAAGAGUUUUACACACAGAUCAACCCUUUAUAAUCAUAUGAGGAUUCACAGUGGUGAUGGGCUUUACACCUGUCCUCAUUGUGGGAAGAGUGUCACAAGAAAAUCACAUUUAGAGAAUCACAUACGAGUUCACACUGAAGAGAAACCUUUCAGGUGCCCUCAGUGUGACAAGAGUUUUACACAACGUGGGAAUCUUCGGCAUCACAUACGCAUUCAUACAGGUGAGAAGCCUUACUCGUGCCAUCUGUGUGAUAAGAGCUUUAGCCAAAACGACAAGCUUAAGUAUCACAUCCGUAUUCAUACAGGUGAGAGGCCUUACUCAUGCAACCUGUGUGAUAAGAGUUACAAACAGGCACAAACUCUCAAAAAGCAUCUGGUGUCUGACCAUACUGGAGAAAACCCCUAGAAGUGCUGACAUUGUGCAAAGUUUUAUUUAGUCUGGUAUUAUCCAAUGGGCAUUAUGGGCACGGACUCAGGGGCCCUCACACUUUUGGUGCCCUAAGUUAAAAAAUUAAAUCAAGAUAUAAAUGUUCAAGUGCAAAUAACACAGGGCAUCUGGUAGAGUAAUAAUUGGUAUCACAAAACCAACAGACAGAAAGGUAGGCAGGAGCUCCACACAACUGUGUCCCAUUCUUCCCGGACGCGUCCUAUCCAGGAUUUCGGUGCGUCUUCCGAAAGUCAUAUUUGUCGACCGCAUACGUAAUAGAGGAUUAUUAUUAUUAAUAUUACAGAAAAGCAACCGUUACAUUUUAAGGUAAGAAUGAAACUACGAUUGUAUGUCUUAUGUUUUUAACUGAAUGGCGUAUGCGGUGAACAAAUACGACUUCCGGAGGACGCACCGAAAUCCUGGACAGGACGUGUCCGGGAAGAAUGGCACAUAUGGUCACCCUAGUGGAGAUCAAAUGAUUAAACUUUCAAUACUUUACAGCUAAUUAGCCAAAAGACAAAUACAGCGUCCUGCUAACACGACUCAUGUAAGACUUUUUGUAACAGUUUCAGUAGCUGUUUUUUCUGUAUUUUGUCAAUCAUUCUGUAGUAGUUUUUUUUUUUUUAAAGCAUUCUUUCUGUGAAAUUAACAAAAUAGCAGAAACACUCCUUUAGUUAGAGGGAUAGUUCACUUUUAAAUGAAAAUUCUGUCAUCAUUUACUCAUCCUCAUGUUGUUCUAAACCCGUAUGAAUUUCUUUUUUCUGAUGAACACAAAAGAAGAUAUUUUGAGAAAUGAUGGUAAACACACAGCAGAUAGUGGCCAUAGACAUCUAUAGUGGUAGGAAUAAAAAAUAUGAUGGGUAAAAUUUAAUGGGUAAUGUCAACUGUGUGUUUACCAUCAUUAAUCAAAAUAUUUUCUUCAUUAUUUAUCACAAUACUUCCAAUAUAUUUUUCCUACUAUGAAAGUCAAUGGUCACUAUCUGCUAUGUGUUUACCAUCAUUUCUCAAAAUAUCUUUUUUAUGUUCAUCAGAAAAAAGAAACCCAUACAGGUUUAGAACAACGUGAGGAUAAGUAAAUGAUGACAGAAAUUUUAUUUUAAAGUGAACUAUCCCUUUAAGUGUAAUGAUCUAUUCUUUUAACACACACAAAAAAUAAUGUAAAAGAUUUACUGCGUUGUGCAUAAUAAACUGAUUAUUAGUAAAACUCUCCACCCUC